This is a messenger RNA of Daktulosphaira vitifoliae (grape phylloxera), 2535 nucleotides long. Its product is annotated as 4'-phosphopantetheine phosphatase. Lineage: Eukaryota; Metazoa; Arthropoda; Insecta; Hemiptera; Phylloxeridae. Bases 134 to 2416 code for a protein of 760 amino acids. The record is from RefSeq and is a predicted model, not a curated record. Gene Ontology annotation, cellular component: cytosol; nucleus. Gene Ontology annotation, molecular function: pantothenate kinase activity; ATP binding. The transcript is spliced from 12 exons. Gene Ontology annotation, biological process: coenzyme A biosynthetic process.
UUACUUGAAUAUUUUUUAUAAUAUAAUAAUUUAGAUUUUUCUUUACAAAAGGUAAUGUUUUAGAAUUUAAAAAUUUUUGUGUACCACUCGGGUAUUGCGUUAAGUUAAAUAUAUUGUUUUAUAUUGUAAUAUAAUGGAAGAAAAAGGAAAUCCUAACAGUAUUACACUUCCAGAUACUUUAGAAGUGUUUCGUAACUUAAAGAACGCUAAACAAUUUGCUAUAGAUAUAGGUGGAUCAUUAACAAAACUGGCAUAUUAUUCAACAGUGUCAUUUAGAAGAGUUUAUUAUGCUACUGAUAAUAUUCAAAAAGAUAGUGAUAAAUCCGAAGAAGAUAAACAAGACAAGUUUGUUUAUACAUUAUCUGAACAAGCUCGACUACAUUUUGUUAAAUUUGAAACAAAAUAUAUAGAAAAUUGUUUAGAUUUUAUUGCUGAAAACUUAGUUAACACUGAUGAACAAAAAGGAAAAAGUAUUAAAGCUACUGGAGGAGGAGCACAUAAAUAUAGUAGACUUAUUCAAGAAAAAUUAGGUUUAGAAGUGGACAAAGAAGAUGAACUUACUUGUCUGAUCAAAGGUUGUAAUUUUUUGUUAAAAAAUAUAAGUGAUGAAGCAUUUGUCUACCACAGAAAUGGUAGUCCAGAAUAUGAAUUUCAAACAGCAGAUCCUCAUGUAUUUCCCUACAUGUUAGUCAAUAUUGGUUCUGGAGUGAGCAUAUUAAAAGUAGAAUCUGAUCAUUGCUAUGAAAGAAUUGGUGGUACAGCUACAGGUGGAGGUACAUUUUGGGGCCUUGGAACACUAUUAACAAAAGCUAAAUCAUUUGAUGAACUGCUUGAACUAGCUGAAAAAGGAGACCAUAGAAAAGCUGAUAUGCUUGUAAAAGAUAUUUAUGGUGGUGAUUACCAAAAUCUUGGUAUGCAUUCAGAUUUAAUUGCAUCGUCUUUUGGUAAAAUAUGUCCUAGACGAAAUUCAGAAAAUGAUUUUAAUGAAGCUGAUUUAGCAAGAAGUUUGCUGUUUGCAAUUAGUAAUGAUAUUGGACAUAUAGCUUGUUUAUAUGCAAUGAUGCAUAAUUUAAAAAAAGUAUAUUUUGGUGGAUAUUUUCUAAGAAAUCAUUCACUUAGUAUGCAUACUAUUUCAUUUUCAAUUAACUUCUGGUCUCGAGGUACAGUUCAAAGUCUUUUUCUUCGCCAUGAGGGAUAUUUAGGUGCUAUAGGUGCAUUUCUUAAAGGCACUGAAGACUGUGACGGUGAUAAAUUUUCAUGGCAAGAAAACUAUGCAGGGAGCGGUAGUAAAAGUACUCGUUUAACUGGUGGAGAAAGUAUAGACCAAUUAGAAUUAGACCGUUGGGAGUCUUUAUUGACUUUUUGCCCUUUAUUGAGAGAUCCUUCUACUUACAUUCCAGACACAGUUGAUUUGAAUUCUGAUAGGGAAGCUAGAGAGUACUGGUUGAAUUGUUUUGAACAAAGCAUUGAAAACUAUGUUAAUUAUGCUGUUGUCAGUCAACCAUCAAGUCUUACUGCUAAGAGUCGUGCUGAAAAAUUCAAAGAAAAGUUUAUUGCUAGAGUAAAACUACUUAGAAUUAAGCCAUUUGCUUAUGGUAAUUUAACAGUUAGAGGUCUUCUUGAUACAAUUAAUCAUUGUCUUAAAGAAUUUGAUUUUCCUGAUCCUUACUUAACUCAAAAGCAAACAGAAAAUGAAUAUGCUUUAACAUGCCUUAAAGAUCGUUUAAAAGAAUUGGAUUCUUUGAAAAUUAAAGAACGACAAAUUGAGUUAAUUAUGGGUGUAUUAGCAGGAAAUACAUUUGAUUGGGGUGCUAAAGAAAUAGUUGCUCUGAUGAAAUCAGGACAAUUUGACUUUAAACAAGCAAAAAGUAAAAUUCCCGAUAGACCCUGGUUGAUAGACUGUUUGGAUAAUUGGGUGGUAAAAAUAUGUAAUAAUGCAUAUAAAAGAAUUGCUAUUUUUAUUGAUAACAGUGGAUUUGAUAUUGUACUAGGAAUCCUGCCAUUAGCUAGAGAAUUCCUUCGUCAAGGUUCUACUGUCAUACUGUGUGCAAACUCUGCUCCAGCACUAAAUGAUGUUACACAUUCAGAACUUAAAGUUUUAUUACGAUAUACUUCAUCAAUUUGUCCCAUUAUUGCCAAAGGAUUGGAGAGGAAUAGUUUAAAAUCAAUGGAAACCGCACAAAGUGGACCUUGUUUAGACUUGAGUCGAAUAGGGAGAGAGUUAGCCAAUGAAUUAAACUCAGUAGAUUUAAUUGUAUUGGAAGGAAUGGGUCGAGCCGUUCAUACUAACCUUGAUGCUCAAUUUACUUGUGAUUCUUUGAAGCUUGCUAUCAUCAAAAAUAGAUGGUUAGCUAAGCGUUUGGGCGGUGACAUGUUUUCUGUAGUUUGUAAAUAUGAAACAUUGAAGAACAAAUGAAUUUGAACAAAUAUCUACUUUUUUAAUAACUUUUUUUUAUAUAUAAAAAUUGGAUUAUGGAAUAUUUUUAUACAACUAUCAUACCUUUAUAUUAUUUUAAGUAAAAAAAAUUAUUAAUA